GGAAGAUCCAUAGAGAAAUUCCAAAUAUUACCGGUCAUUCCCCAAGCAACUCCAUCGCAACUACUGCAGUGAGCUUCAUCAUCAAGUUGCGCUUAUUCAGCACCAGAGUUUAUACUGUGUUGAGCCUUAGGUACCUAUCUAGGUAUAUUUAAACAGACGAGAUAGACCUAAGACCUGCCUGAUCUCUACUUAUUACUCAAAGUCACAUAAAAUUCCACGUUCAACUAUUUCUCAUUAUGGCACAAGAAACACCUUAUUAUACUCUGGCAGAGGGUACUCCUAUGUCAAGAAAUGAUACCUCAGUUCAGAUACGCACUGGUGGUGGCGGUGGUGGUUUCGUCCUACUUACAUCGACACAGCUGAUCGAGAAUCUAGCACACUUUUCUCGGGAAAGAAUCCCCGAAAGAGUUGUCCAUGCUAAAGCUGGAGGAGCGAGAGGGUACUUCGAAGUCACGGAUGAUAUCUCGGAUCUUACUGACGCUGAUUUCCUAACUGGCAUCGGCAAGAAGACUGAGUGCCUUGUUCGUAUUUCCACUGUUGCCCCUGAAAGAGGCUCGGCGGAUAGUGUAAGGGACUUUAGGGGUUUUGCUAUGAAGUUCAAGACUGCGGAAGGAAACCAAGACUUUGUGUUCAACAACCAGCCAGUAUUCUUCGUUCGCGACCCGAUCAAGUUCCCUUCCUUGAAUCGUAGCCACAAGCGCGACCCAAGCACUGAGAUUGCCAGUUCGGAUAUGUUCUGGGACUUCCACAUCCACAACCAAGAAAGCAUCCACGCAUUGAUGUUCCUCUUCGGGGACAGAGGAAUCCCUGCUUCCCUCCGACACGUAAACGCUUAUAGCCAAAACACCUAUAAGUUCAACAAAGCCGAUGGCUCAUACUGUUACGUGCGCAUCCAAUUCCUAACGAACCAAGGGAUCCACUACUUCACAGAGGAAGAAGGCGCCAUACUAGCCGGCACCGAACCCGACCGAAACCUCGAAGACCUCCAAACCGCAAUCCGAGCAGGGGACUUCCCCUCAUGGGACAUGUACGUGCAAGCCAUCCACCCCUCCGACAUGGCCUCCGCCCCAAUCGACAUCUUCGACCCGACCAAAACCUGGCCCUUAGGCAAAUACCCGCGCCGCCGAGUCGGGCGCAUGACGCUCGACAAGAACCCGACAAACUGGUUCGCGGAAAUCGAGCAGUCCGCGUUCAGCCCGAGCACCAUGGUCCCCGGCAUCGACGCAAGCCCCGACCCGCUGCUCCAGGCGCGCAUGUUCGCGUACCCCGACGCGGCGCGCUACCGGCUCGGCGCAAACUACCAGUUCCUCCCUACCAACGCGCCGAAGAGCGCGGUGUACUGCCCCAUCGAACGCGACGGCGCGAUGAACUUCACGGGGAAUUAUGGCGGGGAGCCGAAUUAUAUCGGUGCGAGGAUUAGGCCGACGAGGUUUUUGCAGAGGGGACAGGAUAGGAAGGUUCAACCGCAGCGGGUUGGGAGCCUGGAUACGGCUUUGGAGGGGAAUGCGGCGCCGGUUGUAUUCUCCUCGGAGGUGACGGAUAGAGACUUCGAGCAGCCGGCGGCGUUGUGGCGGAUAUUAGCGGGCCAGGAGGGCGCGCAGGAGAGGUUCGUGGGGAAUGUGGCUGCUCACCUUAGUGGUGCGCAGACGGGGUGGAUUCGGGAGGGGGCUUAUGCGAUGUUCAGACGAGUCGACGAGGAGCUAGGGAAGAUGGUGGAGGCUGCGACGGAGGCGGCUGUCGCGGGUAAGCUCGCGAAGAAUCUGCAUAAGAUGGCCUGGCACUGAGUCAGGGGCUUCAGCUGGACUUGGCUUGUAAGGACGGAGAUGCUGGAGGUUGGCGUGGUACAGAGAUAGACGAGAUUAAGCCGGAGAUGGACGGAGAUAUUUGAAUCACU
Molecule: messenger RNA, 1894 nt
Organism: Annulohypoxylon maeteangense
Lineage: Eukaryota; Fungi; Ascomycota; Sordariomycetes; Xylariales; Hypoxylaceae
Product: catalase
Exons: 4
Coding region: 237-1784 (515 amino acids)
Biological process (GO): hydrogen peroxide catabolic process; response to hydrogen peroxide
Cellular component (GO): cytoplasm; mitochondrion; peroxisome
Molecular function (GO): heme binding; catalase activity
Source: RefSeq, a predicted model, not a curated record